Nycticebus coucang (slow loris) is the source of this 7384-nucleotide messenger RNA. RefSeq names its product chloride voltage-gated channel 4 (gene CLCN4). The coding region runs from base 577 to 2859 and encodes 760 amino acids. The transcript is spliced from 13 exons. The record is from RefSeq and is a predicted model, not a curated record. Lineage: Eukaryota; Metazoa; Chordata; Mammalia; Primates; Lorisidae. Gene Ontology annotation, molecular function: voltage-gated chloride channel activity. Gene Ontology annotation, cellular component: synaptic vesicle; membrane; early endosome. Gene Ontology annotation, biological process: transmembrane transport; chloride transport.
UGAGGGUAGGAGGCCAACGACAUUGGCAUUGAGGGCCUCCGAAGCCAAGAGGUGACCCGGCAGGCCGGGCAGGGCUGAGCGGCUGGGCGGAGCACGUGAUGCUUCCAGCUUGCUUCCCUGGCCCUCCGGGUGCCUGAGGCUGAAAUCGACUUUGCCUGUGGCAGGAAAAUGAGCGUGUCAGUUUCCGCCUCGCUUGGACCCUCAACCCUAAGGAGCAGGGGAUUUUGGUAGCAUUUUAACUUUAUAUGCCAGAAUCUGAAAGCGAAAGGCGCUCGGAGCCAGUAAUAAUUUGGUUUUCUCCUGUGUGCUGUUUGUUUCUCGUAAUUCUUUGGGGAAGGCCAGACGAGCUGCACACGUCGAGCAUCACUCGUUCCUCGCCGCCCGGGACUGCCAGGGUCUUUCCCCGGACCCCCCACCGACCUCCCGCCUCGCCCUGAGGCGUCACGUGGCAGCGUGGGGCCCGCCCCGCCGUGACGUCACGGCGCUCGCAGCCGUCGCGCUGAAGAAAAGAUGCUCUAGGAUACUGUCCAGGUGGGCGGCCGGGCGGCGCGAUGCGGCAAUGCAGGUAUAACUAGCAUGGUCAAUGCAGGCGCCAUGAGUGGCUCUGGAAACCUGAUGGAUUUCCUCGAUGAGCCAUUCCCUGAUGUGGGGACAUAUGAAGACUUCCACACCAUUGACUGGCUAAGGGAAAAGUCACGGGACACCGACAGACACAGGAAGAUAACCAGCAAAAGCAAGGAGUCUGUGUGGGAGUUCAUCAAGAGUUUGCUGGAUGCCUGGUCAGGAUGGGUGGUGAUGCUGCUCAUCGGCCUGCUGGCAGGCACUCUGGCUGGGGUCAUUGAUCUUGCUGUGGACUGGAUGACAGAUCUGAAGGAGGGGGUCUGCCUGUCUGCCUUCUGGUACAGCCAUGAACAGUGCUGCUGGACUUCCAACGAGACUACUUUUGAAGACAGGGACAAGUGUCCCCUAUGGCAGAAAUGGUCGGAGCUGCUGGUGAAUCAAUCAGAGGGUGCCAGUGCUUAUAUUCUGAAUUACUUAAUGUACAUCCUGUGGGCACUGCUGUUUGCAUUUUUGGCCGUCUCCCUGGUGCGUGUAUUUGCGCCAUAUGCCUGUGGCUCUGGUAUACCAGAGAUAAAGACUAUUUUGAGUGGCUUCAUCAUCAGGGGCUACUUGGGGAAGUGGACUCUGCUAAUCAAGACGGUCACCCUGGUGCUAGUAGUGUCCUCUGGCCUGAGCCUUGGGAAAGAAGGGCCAUUGGUGCACGUAGCCUGUUGCUGUGGCAACUUCUUCAGCAGCCUUUUCUCUAAGUACAGCAAGAACGAGGGCAAGAGGCGCGAGGUGCUUUCAGCUGCAGCAGCUGCUGGAGUCUCCGUUGCCUUUGGUGCGCCGAUUGGGGGUGUGCUUUUCAGUCUUGAAGAGGUCAGUUACUACUUUCCCUUGAAGACCUUGUGGAGGUCAUUUUUUGCAGCUCUGGUGGCGGCCUUCACACUUCGAUCCAUCAAUCCCUUUGGGAAUAGCCGCCUUGUUCUCUUCUACGUGGAAUAUCAUACGCCCUGGUACAUGGCUGAACUCUUCCCCUUCAUCCUGCUUGGGGUCUUUGGGGGCUUGUGGGGAACUCUCUUCAUCCGCUGCAACAUUGCCUGGUGCAGGAGGCGCAAGACCACCAGGCUGGGGAAAUACCCAGUGCUGGAGGUCAUCGUGGUGACUGCCAUCACUGCCAUCAUCGCCUACCCCAAUCCCUACACACGUCAGAGCACCAGUGAGCUCAUUUCUGAGCUGUUCAAUGACUGUGGGGCCCUGGAGUCUUCCCAGCUCUGUGACUACAUCAACGAUCCCAACAUGACCCGGCCUGUGGAUGACAUUCCAGACCGCCCAGCUGGGGUCGGGGUUUACAGGGCCAUGUGGCAGCUGGCCCUCGCACUGAUCUUCAAAAUUGUUGUUACCAUAUUUACCUUUGGCAUGAAGAUCCCGUCGGGCCUCUUCAUCCCCAGCAUGGCUGUGGGAGCAAUGGCAGGCAGGAUGGUAGGAAUUGGCGUGGAGCAGCUGGCCUACCAUCACCAUGACUGGAUUAUCUUCAGGAACUGGUGCAGACCUGGGGCAGACUGUGUCACACCAGGACUUUACGCUAUGGUGGGAGCUGCCGCCUGCCUAGGUGGAGUUACCAGGAUGACAGUGUCAUUGGUGGUCAUCAUGUUUGAAUUAACGGGUGGUCUGGAGUACAUCGUGCCCCUGAUGGCGGCAGCAGUGACCAGCAAGUGGGUGGCAGAUGCCUUUGGGAAAGAAGGCAUCUAUGAGGCCCACAUCCACUUAAAUGGGUACCCAUUUCUCGACGUGAAGGAUGAGUUCACACACCGCACGCUGGCCACCGACGUCAUGAGGCCCCGGCGGGGAGAGCCACCUCUCUCGGUGCUCACCCAGGACAGCAUGACAGUUGAAGAUGUGGAGACGCUCAUCAAGGAGACCGACUACAACGGCUUUCCCGUGGUGGUCUCCAGAGACUCAGAGCGCCUCAUUGGGUUUGCCCAGAGGAGGGAGCUGAUCCUUGCAAUAAAGAAUGCCAGGCAGAGGCAGGAGGGCAUCGUGAGCAAUUCCAUCAUGUACUUCACAGAGGAGCCCCCUGAACUGCCAGCCAACAGCCCGCACCCCCUGAAGCUGCGGCGCAUCCUGAACCUCAGCCCUUUUACCGUCACGGACCACACCCCCAUGGAGACGGUGGUGGACAUCUUCCGGAAACUGGGGCUCCGGCAGUGCCUGGUGACACGGAGUGGGAGACUUCUUGGCAUCAUCACGAAAAAGGAUGUUCUGAGACAUAUGGCCCAGAUGGCAAACCAGGACCCGGAAUCCAUCAUGUUUAAUUAGCAACAAGGUGGCAAUUAUUUUAAGAAAAAUACUGACUGUGUCAUUUUAAAAGAAAUAAACAAAUGAUGCAUCAUUAUCCCAGUGAAAAAUCAUGCACUGAGGACAGCAGAAACAAAAGCUUUGUUUGAAAGGAGGGGGAGAAGGAUGAAUCCGUUUUUAAAAAACAAAGACAAAAGCAUCCAUGAGUAGGCAUUUUAUAGCUUUAACCCCCGUAUGAGUUUCAAACUGUGUUUCCUAAUGAGUUCCUAACUGCUGUGGGGGCUUGUGGGUGGGUAUAAGUGAUGUGGUCUGUAUGAGGACGCGGAGCAUGAGCGCCCAGUUGAGAAAACUCUUACCCCUUCUGCUCAAGGCUGAUGUUUGUAACUUAGGAACACAUGUGAAGCCUUGAGCCUAAAAGGCAAAGGGGUGUUGGUGUUCAGCGUCCUUAUUUAUUAGUUCCUGAAGUCUUGCUGCUAUGUUACUGAAUCAUACUAAAGAUAUUUACACUUGUUUUGUUGGAAAAGAAAAAGAAAUUAAAUUUGAACACAGUGAAAGUUGUAAAUAUCCCAGAGGGUCUGAUGGUGACCAUCCCAUUUCCUCCCCCUGUUCUUAGCCUCUUAUUUGCCUCAUCCCUCAGCGUCUGAACCAAUAUCAGGGCUCCUGGCAUGAUAAGUGUGAAGAAAGCAUUCUUCCAUCCAAGACCAGCAUCUUGGGACUGUAGGAUGGAUUUCUGUGUUGUGUCACCUCCUGUACAAAGGAACACGUCCUUAUUUUGAGGGUGUACAUACCUGAUCAUUGAUUUGCAUCCUCAUUCCAUUUGCUUCAUUUAUUUAUUGCUGUUGCCUGCGCAUUCUUAAGUAUUGAUCAGCUCGGCACUUCCCUGGGCCAUACCUGCAUGCCCCCGCCUGCCAGAAGCAUGCUUUAAUUUCCAAGUUGCAUAUUCAAGAGUCAAAACAGGCUACCCAGUGUUCCUACUUACUUUUCCUCUCAGGUCUUACCAGAUACCGCUGCGGAGAGGGUGAGGCACAUGAGUUCUCAGUGGGAACUCCUCCAAAUGGGUUGCAAGGGAAAUACUAAAUUGAUUCUCUAUAUGUUCCAUUCUCUUCUCUGUAGGAUGCAAAAUGUCCAGUUUUAAUGUGUAAGUGUGCACUUUGAUACUAGCAGUCAUAGCUCAGGAGGACAGCAUUAACCUUUAUACAGCCAAAUUGAGCAUUGGGCAUCUUUGUAUUUGAAUUUAAUGACACAUUUAUUCUUUUACUGAAGACUUCUGUCUUUUCUGCAGGAAGACAUUAAGCUAUAUCUUAGGUCCACUGUGUGAUCUGUGUAAAUAGGAUUGAUCCCACUCAUCCUUUCACUUUAGUCUUUGUCCCGUCCUUUUCACAGAGUCAUCUUCAUCCUUUUCAAUCUCAUGUCAUUGGUUAGUGAUGCAUCAGUUAGGUGUGUAUUUAGCUGCAAAUAGAAGAAAACCCAACAGAGUGAAGGGCUGACUCAGAAAUGUCAGACUUGGCUCGGCACCCAUAGCUCAGUGGUUAGGGUGCUGGCCACAUGCAUCAGGGCUGGUGGGUUCGAACCUGGCCAGGGCCUGCUCAACAACAAUGAUAGCAAUAACCAAAAAAAAAAAAAAACAUAGCCGGGCGUUGUGGCAGGUGCCUGUAGUCCCAGCUACUUGGAAGGCUGAGGCAAGAGGAUCACGUAAGCCAAGUGUUUGAGAUUGCUGUGAAGCCACAGCAUUUGACCCAGGGUGACAGCUGGAGACUCUGUCUCAAAACAAAACAAAAUAAAACAUGGGAGUCGGUACUCCAGGACUGUUUCCAUAAUAUCACCAGGGAUCCACACUCUUUUGAUAUUUCUUUUUCACCAUCCUUACCCUUUGUCCUUUGGCUUAUUGCCUGGUACUUAGAAGAUGGGUGCUGAACUGCUGGGUGUCGUGUCUGCUUUCUAAGUGGGAGGGAGGAAGAGGCAAGAAACAAGAUGUAAUGUCUCCACUGGGAAACCAAAGCUUUUCCAGAGCUCUCAGCUCAUGUCCAUUGGCUUGAAGUCUGUCAAGUGGCUCCCUCUAGUGGAACCCUAGUGCGGGGAAAGAAAAGUUUUAGCUAGGCACAUUACCCUUUGAAUGAAAUUCCAUUACUCUCACUAAGGAAGGGAGAUUGGCCCUUAGGAGGGGAAGAUGUCUGCUGUAUUUGAUGUCAUCCUUGUGUCCCCGUCAUUGCCUUUCCUGUCUACUGUCUUAUUGAACCUUUUCAAAUGCUCUUGUAACUUUUCUGCUCCCUACCCCUUCUUUCAGAUUUGACCUAGAAUUGUUUUCUUUUUUUUUAUGACCUAGAAUUCUUGGUCAGAAUCCAUCAUUUCCUAGCCCUAAGAAGAAUUUUCAAUUUUGAUAAAAACCUAGCUACAAGUAGGUUUCUAUGAAACUUCUAGUUCAGGCGUCCUCAAACUUUUUAAACAGGGGGCCAAUUCACUGUCCCUCAGACCGUUGGAGAGCCAGACUAUAGUUUAUUUAUUAUUAUUAUUUUUUUUUUGUAGAGACAGAGUCUCACUUUAUGGCCCUCAGUAGAGUGCCAUGGCCUCACACAGCUCACAGCAACCUCCAACUCCUGGGCUUAAGCGAUUCUCUUGCCUCAGCCUCCCAAGUAGCUGGGACUACAGGCGCCUGCCACAACGCCCGGCUAUUUUUUGGUUGCAGUUCGGCGGGGGCCGGGUUUGAACCCACCACCCUCGGUAUAUGGGGCCGGCGCCUUACCGACUGAGCCACAGGCGCCACCCCAGACUAUAGUUUAAACAAACUAUGAACAAAUUCCUGUGCACACUGCACAUAUCUUAUUUUGAAGUAAAAAACAAAAUGGGAACAAAUACAACUCACACUGCUUCAUGGCCCGCGGGCUGCAGUUUGAGGACGCCUGCUCUAGUUAAUGUACAGAAAUACAUUUUCUCUAGGUUAAAACAUUUUAAGUCAGAUGAUGCUGACACACUGGAAAAUUUGUUUCUGUAGCCCAUUGGCCCCCUCCAAAGUAACAUCAAAUGGUCAUGUCAGUCUGGAAAUAUCCAGGCAAUAGUAGAGAAUUUACUCUUUGGUCUUAGAAUGAAAUUCAUUGUCUCAUUUAUAGCACGUAAGCAUUGAGUAACAGCUGCUGAUAUUGUUACUGGGGUUUCUAUGGAACAUUUGCAAGUGAAACUGGAUUCUCUUAGACUUUAAAUCCUAAAAAGUCUUAAAGAUUGCUUCAUGUAGGCCUCCUCUUAUUCCCAUGUGGUGCCCUCAGAGCCAGCCUGUGAUGGGAAAGAGAGUAUUAGUCAUAGCCUGGCUUUAUAGAAUCCAGGAGGUCCUUUUAGCUGAAGCAAGCAGCCUCAAAAGGGAACAUGAAACAAUGAAAAGAUAGCCAAAGUUCAGUGAAACCAUGGAAUUUCCUUCUAAUCCUGCUAAGGCCAUGGAAGGGAUAAGGGGAUAGUUUACUCUGGGCCAGGGUCACCGAUGUGGAACCCUGGGGAACAUGCUGCCGUGCUCUUUGUCACUCCCAUAGAAGUACGUGGGUAGGGAUUCUGAGGGUGUUUGCUGUACCCAAAUGGAGAACUUCACUUCUGGUGAUGGGAUGAACAGAACUGGGAUGUGGAGGUAAAAUAAACAUCUUUCACAAUAAUUUCUUUUCUUUUCCAGAACCAAAGGCUUUAGACAUUUGUAGAAUUUUUCUGUAUUCUUUUAAAAUUAGUUUUUAAUGUAUAAAAACCAUCAGUACGCCAUGGAGAAGAGCUCUCCAAUAAGGCCCAUCACCUGUUUCUUGCUCUUCCUUGCUAUUAACUAAGAAAACAUGUUGUAGUAGGACACCAAAUAAAGGGGAUCCUGGAAGCGACACAUGCAUUUCUUCUGAGGGUGUUUUUCAGUGCUGUCCUGGGAAUGCAGAUGCUUGCGUGGCUUUUAGUUGCUCAGUAUUUGGCACUCGCUGUUACUUUGCACCAGUUUCAAAGUUCUCUAUUCAGUCCUUUCCAAAGACGUUACAAAGGAGAAAACGUGCAAAUAGAUUUUGAGCCCUAAUAAGUCACAGAAACUGAAAAUUUCAGAGCAGUUUGUUUCACUUAGGUGAGAACUGAUUACUUUAAAUUAUCAACAUGUGCAAAUUUUGCUUAGUAUUCAUUAUCAGAUGCUGGGCUGGGAAAGAUGAGAAACCCAAGGAGAACUAUUGAAUUACCACAUAAUUGUAAUAUUACGCUUUCAUUUUAAUUUCACAUGGGCAGUGUUUUAUCAGGCUAAGCUUCUAGCCUUUGAAAUGAUUUACGCAAGGAGGGAGCCUGUAUAUCUGACUUGGGAAACAUUAACCAGACCUCAUUUUCACCAGUGCAGUAAUAACUAUUUAUUUGCCAUCCUAGAGGUGCUGGGAAUGAGCCUGCGUGCGACUUUUAUGAGAGAUAUUCGCAUUUGGUGUUGGAACAACCACAUAGCAAUGUGUUGGGUUUUUUAUUGUAAUGCUGUGUGUAAACAUUGGCACCUUAUUAAAAAUUAAAUGUUUGAACUCUAUUUUUAAAAAUAAAACAAGCACAGAGUUCUCAACGGGCAUGU